Messenger RNA from Antechinus flavipes (yellow-footed antechinus), 1657 nucleotides. It is a transcript of the gene HS1BP3, whose product is annotated as HCLS1 binding protein 3. Bases 176 to 1327 code for a protein of 383 amino acids. The record is from RefSeq and is a predicted model, not a curated record. The transcript has 7 exons. Gene Ontology annotation, molecular function: phosphatidylinositol binding. NCBI's taxonomy places the organism in Eukaryota, Metazoa, Chordata, Mammalia, Dasyuromorphia, Dasyuridae.
AAGAAAGAGGAAGGGAAGGAAGAAGGGAGGGGAAAGGGAGGAAAGAGGGAAGGAGGGAAGGAGGAAGGGCAGGAGGAAGGGCAGGAGGAGCGCGCAGCCUGCAGAGGAGCCCCCAGAGGCGCCCGGGAGCGGAGGGGCGGCGGCCUCUAUCCCGUGACUGUGACCGAGCGGCGCCAUGCAGCCCGGGCCUUCGGUGCUGGUGGCCAGCAGGCAAGUUCAGAACGCCCACACGGGCUUGGACCUGUCGGUGCCCACGUACCAGGAGAUCCAUGGCAAGAUGAUGUCCGGCCACGUGGAGUACCAGGUGGUGGUGGUGACCCGGCUGCCCGCCUUCAAGUCGCCCAAGCACAGGCCGGACGACGUCGUGCAGUUCAUGGUUUCCAAGAAAUACAGUGAGAUCGAAGAGUUCUACCAGAAGCUGACGAGCCGCUAUCCACAGGCUGCUCUCCCCCUGCUCCCCAGGAAAAUCCUGUUUGUCGGGGAGUCCGACAUCCGAGAGCGCAGAGCGAUGUUCAAUGACAUCAUGCGUCAGAUCGCUAAGGACGGGGAGCUGGUGAGCAGCCCCGAGCUGCUGGAGUUCUUGGGAACGAAGCCCUCUGGGGGAAGUGAUUUAAUUGGGCGGCGUCUGCAGGAGCAGGAGAAGGAGGAGACUGAUGGGGACCCUGGGGAUGGGAUUGACUUCUUCCAGGAGCCAGACAAGACAGGGAGCGGGGCUCCCCUGCCUGGCAGCCUGAGCCACCAGAGGGCAGAGGAGGAGGAGGAAGAGGAGGAAGAGGUGCUGGACCCCCUGGGCAUCAUGCGGACCAAGAAGCCCAAAAGGCCUCGAGCCCCCGCGCCGGCCACGCCCAGGGCGGCCCCUGCGGGCUCGGGCAGGCCCAAGCUGACCAUCUUCGAGGAGGAGGCGGACCAGGAGGAGGAGGAGCUCUUCAGCCCGCGGCGCUCGCCCCCGAGCCCCGCCGGUCACCGGUUGUUCGAGGAUCCUGACCUCGGAGGGAAGGUCUCCCUGGGAGAUUCCCUGCUUUUGCCAGCUGCCUGUGAGCCCCAGCAGGGGCGCCCGGGCGUCAGUGACCUGUUCGGAAUUGAAGAGGACUUGGACAAGAUCCUGAGUUUGGGGUCACAGGCCGGAGCCCAGGCCCCACCCAGGGCCAAGCCUCGGGUGCCCCCCAAGCCAGCGAUCCCCAAGAAGCCCGUGACCGUGCCCCCGGAGGGAGCGGCCCCCCGGGGGGCCCAGCCCCAGGUGCAGGCCCAAACUCUCAGCGAGCUGGACAUCUUGAAGUACAUCCAGGACCAAAAUUCAGCCCACACUGCUGCCCCCAGCCUCUUCUGAGGAGCCCUGACCCCCGCGGGGGAGGGGAGUCGGCCCGCCCCAGCCCUCAGAGGGAACCUGCUUUGAGCGGGUGCCAGAGGCCCCGGUGACGUCGUUGGGGAGGAGGGGGUCUGGGGAGACCCCGGCGAGGGACCCCACUGUGGGACCUUCUCCAGGUCUCUGACUUUCUGUGCCUCCGUUUCCUUAUCCACAAAGGGAGGGGGAGGGGCCUCCUUAGCUGCUUCCUGGGGGGUUGUGAAGUGCCUUGGGGGGUGGCUGUUUUCGGGGGUCCCCGUCUCCGGGCCUCCCGUGUCGCUGCAGGUGCUAAAAUAAACAGACUGAAUGAGGUUG